Molecule: messenger RNA, 2130 nt
Organism: Microthlaspi erraticum
Lineage: Eukaryota; Viridiplantae; Streptophyta; Magnoliopsida; Brassicales; Brassicaceae
Source: the annotation of a GenBank genome assembly
AUGCCUGCUCUAGCUUGCGUAGAUACCGCCUUUGCGCCUCUCCCCACCGCCGGCGACGUGUUUAUCCCGGCGUCACCAACUUCCGCCGCCGUUGUCGACAGCUCCUGCCGCUGGUCCUCGUCUCUCUCCUCCUCGCUUUACCGGAUCGACGGAUGGGGAGCUCCUUAUUUCACCGCCAACUCUUCCGGUAACAUCUCCGUUCGUCCUCAUGGCGCCGAGACUCUGCCUCACCAGGACAUCGAUCUGCUCAAAAUCGUUAAGAAGGUGACGGAUCCGAAAUCCUCCGGCGGUUUGGGAUUGCAGCUCCCGCUAAUCGUCCGGUUCCCAGAUGUGCUGAAGAACAGGCUCGAGUGCCUCCAGUCCGCGUUCGAUUUCGCGAUUCAGAGCCAGGGGUACGAUUCCCAUUACCAAGGCGUUUUCCCGGUGAAAUGCAAUCAGGAUCGGUUCGUCGUCGAAGACAUCGUCAGAUUCGGAUCUUCUUUCCGGUUUGGAUUGGAAGCUGGAUCUAAACCGGAGAUCCUCCUCGCCAUGAGCUGCUUGUGCAAAGGCAGUCCUGACGCCUUUCUCGUCUGUAACGGCUUCAAAGACGCAGAGUACAUAUCCUUGGCUCUCCUCGGGAGGAAGCUAGCGUUGAACACUAUAAUCGUGCUCGAGCAAGAAGAAGAGCUUGAUCUGGUGAUCGAUCUGAGCAAGAAGAUGAAUGUGAGGCCUGUGAUUGGGUUACGAGCCAAGCUGAGAACGAAGCACUCGGGUCAUUUCGGGCCAACCUCAGGCGAGAAGGGCAAAUUCGGAUUGACCACUACUCAGAUCGUUCGUGUCAUCACUAAGCUUCGCCAAUCCGGUAUGCUCGACUGCCUCCAGCUUCUGCAUUUCCACAUUGGCUCGCAGAUUCCAUCGACUUCGCUGCUCUCCGACGGUGUCUCCGAAGCUGCUCAGCUUUACUGCGAGCUUAUGCGUCUCGGUGCACAUAUGAAAGUCAUAGACAUCGGUGGUGGUUUGGGGAUUGACUACGACGGGUCUAAAUCCGGAGAAUCGGAUCUCUCUGUUGCUUAUACUCUCGAGGAGUACGCUGAAGCUGUUGUAGGUACAAUCAGGUUUGUGUGUGACCGGAGAUCGGUGAAUCAUCCGGUGAUAUGCAGCGAAAGCGGAAGAGCUAUAGUCUCUCAUCACUCCGUGCUGAUCUUUGAAGCUGUCUCGACGGUGAAACCGGUGGUUCACCAAGCGAAUCCUGACGAUAUUCAGUUCCUCCUCGAAGGUGAAGAAGCUCGAGCUAACUACGAGGAUCUUUACGCAGCUGUGAUGCGUGGAGACCGUGAAAGCUGCCUCCUUUACGUCGACCAGCUGAAGCAGAGAUGCGCUGAAGGAUUCAAGGAAGGUGUUUUGAGCAUCGAACAGUUAGUAUCUGUUGAUGGGUUGUGUGAAUGGGUGUUGAAGGCUAUUGGCGCGUCUGAUCCUGUUCAGACUUACAACAUCAACCUCUCUGUGUUCACUUCGAUUCCUGAUCUCUGGGGGAUUGAUCAGCUCUUUCCUAUUGUUCCUAUCCAUAAGCUUGAUCAAAGGCCCGGUGCUCGUGGAGUCUUGUCGGAUUUGACGUGUGACAGCGAUGGGAAGAUUGAUAAGUUCAUUGGCGGCGAAACCAGCUUGCCGUUGCACGAGCUUGACAACAGUGGUGGUAAUGGUGGAAGGUACUUUCUUGGUAUGUUCCUUGGUGGGGCUUACGAGGAGGCGCUCGGUGGAGUCCACAAUUUGUUUGGUGGGCCAAGUGUUGUUCGUGUUUCGCAAUGCGAUGGACCGCAUAGCUUUGCGGUGACUCGAGCUGUUCCUGGUCAGUCCUCUGCGGAUGUUCUCCGAGCAAUGCAGCAUGAGCCUGAGCUGAUGUUUCAGACGCUAAAGCACCGAGCAGAGGAAGUGAUGCAUGGGAAAGGCAGUGGCGAUGAAGGUGGUGAAGAAGAAGAUGAUGGUGGUGGUGAUGAGUUCAACAAUGUGGCGGCUUGUCUUGAUCGUUCGUUUCACAACAUGCCGUAUCUCGCGACGGAGCCGGCAUCACCGAGUAACUCUCUUUCAGCUGCGAUCAGUAACCUUGGUUUUUACUACAGCGACGAAGACGGCUUCGAUUACCUCUCUGUUUGA